This is a messenger RNA of Dentiscutata heterogama, 300 nucleotides long. NCBI's taxonomy places the organism in Eukaryota, Fungi, Glomeromycota, Glomeromycetes, Diversisporales, Gigasporaceae. The record is from the annotation of a GenBank genome assembly.
AUGAAAAAAAUGGCUUCCCACGUCGAUCUACCUGUUCCUACGCAACCUCUUUAUCCACCUCCAGUAACAAUCAAUCAACUUAAAGCUAUUUAUAACAUCAAGGUUAACGGAAAGCUUCCUAAAUUACCAUCAGCAUUCGUCAUUUAUAGAUAUGCAUAUCGUCAACAACUUAUCGCUGACAAUAACCUUCCACUCGAGCGUAAAUUUUCAUGUAUGGCGAGCAAUUCCUAUAAACGAGAAUCCGUACAUGUCAAAACUGUAUACGAGAAUUUAUCUUUGUUACUACGAUCUGUGAGAUGA